Messenger RNA from Ceratotherium simum simum (southern white rhinoceros), 566 nucleotides. It is a transcript of the gene POLR2F, whose product is annotated as RNA polymerase II, I and III subunit F. Gene Ontology annotation, cellular component: nucleus; RNA polymerase I complex; RNA polymerase II, core complex. The record is from RefSeq and is a predicted model, not a curated record. Lineage: Eukaryota; Metazoa; Chordata; Mammalia; Perissodactyla; Rhinocerotidae. Gene Ontology annotation, molecular function: DNA binding. Gene Ontology annotation, biological process: transcription by RNA polymerase I; transcription by RNA polymerase II; tRNA transcription by RNA polymerase III.
GCAGAGUAACGCGUGGCGCCGCUGGAGGAGAAGGCGCGUUGUGGACAGGUCGCCGCGUGGGUCUGAGGUGCGGACCCGCGUCGCCUCGGCGCGGGCGUCAUGUCAGACAACGAGGACAAUUUUGAUGGUGACGACUUUGAUGAUGUGGAGGAGGAUGAAGGGCUAGAUGACUUGGAGAAGGCCGAGGAGGAGGGCCAGGAGAACGUUGAGAUCCUCCCCUCUGGAGAGCGACCGCAGGCCAACCAGAAGCGAAUCACCACCCCAUACAUGACCAAGUAUGAGCGAGCCCGCGUGCUGGGCACCCGAGCCCUCCAGAUCGCGAUGUGUGCCCCCGUGAUGGUGGAGCUGGAGGGGGAGACAGAUCCUUUGCUCAUCGCCAUGAAAGAGCUCAAGGCCCGAAAGAUCCCCAUCAUCAUUCGCCGCUACCUGCCAGACGGGAGCUAUGAAGACUGGGGGGUAGACGAGCUCAUCAUCACCGACUGAGCUGGGAUCCUCUUCCUGACUACGCCUCAUCCCCAGUUUCUGUUCUCACAUUCUUCAUGCAUGUAAAUAAACUAGUCAGCCUU